GAACAAUGACUGCGCCUCCGGGUCCCCGGGAGCGCGUCGGAGGACUGUGAAUAGCUGCCGCCGGGAGAGCGGCGGGUGGCGCAGCCUCGGCCGCGCGGUGUCAACGCCGGGCUCGGGAGCCUCCAGCGCAGACCUUGCCCAGCGCCUGCAGCCCGCGCGGAGCCGCCGGGCUCCAGCGCUGCAACCGCUACUCGGGAGCUGUGCAUUGUUGUGAGUCGGAGAAGGGGCGCGGGGAUUCCAAAGCCCGAAGACCCCGGACCCCUCUCUAGCCAUGUGGAUACCUACGGAGCACGAGAAAUACGGCGUGGUUAUUGCCAGUUUUCGAGGAACUGUCCCAUAUGGCCUGUCAUUGGAAAUUGGAGAUACAGUUCAGAUCCUGGAGAAGUGUGAUGGCUGGUACAGAGGAUUUGCCUUAAAAAACCCAAAUAUCAAGGGUAUAUUUCCUUCCAGCUACGUUCACUUGAAAAAUGCCUGUGUAAAGAACAAAGGACAAUUUGAAAUGGUUAUUCCCACUGAAGACUCUGUUAUCACAGAAAUGACAUCAACAUUAAGAGACUGGGGAACCAUGUGGAAACAACUCUAUGUGAGAAAUGAAGGCGAUCUCUUCCACCGGCUGUGGCACAUCAUGAAUGAAAUCCUGGAUCUGCGGCGGCAGGUGCUUGUGGGGCAUCUCACCCAUGAUCGGAUGAAGGAUGUGAAGCGCCACAUCACCGCCCGCCUGGACUGGGGCAACGAACAACUGGGACUGGACCUGGUGCCUAGGAAAGAGUACGCCAUGGUGGAUCCAGAGGACAUCAGCAUUACUGAGCUCUACCGAUUGAUGGAGCAUCGACAUCGGAAGAAAGAUACCCCAGUGCAGGCCAGCAGUCACCACCUCUUUGUGCAGAUGAAAAGCCUCAUGUGUUCCAACCUGGGAGAGGAGCUUGAGGUCAUCUUUUCACUCUUUGACAGUAAAGAGAAUCGACCAAUCAGUGAGAGAUUUUUCUUGAGGCUGAAUAGAAAUGGGCUUCCCAAAGCCCCAGAUAAACCAGAACGACAGUGCUCUCUCUUUGUGGAUUUGGGUAGCAGUGAGCUAAGAAGGGACAUCUACAUCACCGUGCACAUCAUCCGAAUUGGUCGGAUGGGGGCAGGAGAAAAAAAGAAUGCCUGUAGUGUUCAGUACCGACGACCCUUUGGCUGUGCGGUUCUUAGCAUUGCUGACCUGCUGACAGGAGAGACAAAAGAUGACCUCAUCCUGAAAGUGUACAUGUGUAAUACAGAGAGCGAGUGGUACCAAAUCCACGAGAACAUCAUCAAGAAGCUGAAUGCACGUUAUAAUUUGACUGGCUCCAACGCAGGUUUAGCAGUUUCCCUACAACUCUUGCAUGGAGACAUUGAACAAAUCAGAAGGGAAUACUCAUCAGUAUUUUCUCAUGGAGUAUCCAUCACCCGGAAGUUGGGUUUUUCUAAUAUUAUUAUGCCUGGUGAAAUGCGGAAUGAUUUAUACAUCACUAUAGAAAGGGGCGAAUUUGAGAAAGGAGGAAAGAGUGUGGCCAGAAAUGUGGAAGUUACGAUGUUCAUUGUAGAGAGUAGCGGCCAGACCUUGAAGGAUUUUAUCUCCUUUGGCUCUGGAGAGCCACCAGCUAGCGAGUACCAUUCCUUUGUGCUUUAUCAUAACAACAGUCCCAGGUGGUCUGAGCUACUGAAGCUUCCUAUCCCUGUGGAUAAAUUCAGGGGAGCGCACAUCCGCUUCGAGUUCCGGCAUUGUUCCACAAAGGAGAAAGGAGAGAAGAAGUUGUUUGGCUUCUCCUUCGUCCCCCUGAUGCAGGAAGAUGGUAGGACUCUUCCAGAUGGCACUCACGAGCUCAUUGUGCAUAAGUGUGAAGAAAACACAAAUCUUCAGGAUACUACCCGCUACCUCAAACUUCCUUUUUCCAAGGGCAUUCUCCUUGGGAAUAAUAAUCAAGCCAUGAAGGCCACGAAGGAGUCUUUUUGGAUAACAUCUUUUCUCUGUUCCACAAAACUCACACAAAACGGUGAUAUGCUUGAUCUUUUGAAAUGGAGAACCCACCCAGACAAGAUCACAGGCUGUCUCUCUAAAUUAAAAGAAAUUGAUGGCUCAGAGAUAGUAAAGUUUCUGCAAGAUACACUGGAUACCUUGUUUGGAAUUUUAGAUGAAAAUUCCCAAAAAUAUGGGUCUAAAGUGUUUGAUUCUUUGGUUCACAUAAUAAAUUUGCUGCAAGAUAGCAAAUUUCAUCAUUUUAAACCUGUAAUGGACACUUAUAUUGAGAGUCAUUUUGCUGGGGCACUUGCAUACAGAGAUCUCAUCAAAGUGCUCAAGUGGUAUGUGGACAGGAUCACAGAAGCGGAGAGACAAGAGCACAUCCAGGAGGUGUUGAAGGCCCAAGAAUAUAUUUUUAAGUAUAUCGUUCAGUCUCGAAGGCUGUUUUCCCUCGCCACCGGGGGCCAGAAUGAAGAAGAAUUUCGCCGCUGCAUUCAGGAGCUCCUCAUGUCAGUCCGUUUUUUUCUUUCACAAGAAAGCAAAGGGUCUGGAGCGUUAUCUCAAUCACAGGCUGUGUUUCUGAGCUCCUUCCCAGCUGUGUACUCGGAGCUGUUGAAGCUCUUUGAUGUCCGGGAAGUGGCCAACUUGGUACAGGACACCCUGGGCAGUCUGCCGACCAUUGUGCACGUGGAUGACGCCCUGCAAGCAGUUAAACUGCAGUGCAUCGGCAAAACCGUGGAAAGCCAGCUGUAUACCAACCCAGAUUCCCGGUACAUUCUCUUACCUGUCGUGUUACAUCACCUCCACAUGCACUUGCAAGAACAGAAGGACCUGAUCAUGUGCGCUCGGAUCCUUAGCAACGUAUUUUGUCUCAUCAAGAAAAAUAGCUCAGAAAAGUCUGUGCUGGAGGAAAUAGAUGUGAUAGUGGCCAGCCUGCUGGACAUCCUGCUGAGGACCAUAUUGGAGAUCACCAGUCGACCACAGCCAUCCAGCUCCACCAUGCGUCUCCAGUUCCAGGAUGUCACGGGAGAGUUUGUUGCUUGUCUCCUGUCCCUGUUACGGCAAAUGACAGAUAGGCAUUAUCAACAGCUUCUUGAUAGUUUCAAUACAAAAGAAGAACUAAGGGAUUUCCUGCUGCAGAUAUUUACUGUGUUCCGAAUAUUGAUACGCCCAGAGAUGUUUCCAAAGGACUGGACUGUCAUGCGCUUGGUGGCUAACAACGUUAUUAUUACAACAGUUCUGUACCUGUCAGAUGCACUUCGUAAGAACUUCUUAAAUGAAAACUUUGAUUAUAAGAUCUGGGAUUCCUACUUUUACCUUGCAGUCAUUUUUAUAAACCAGUUGUGUCUGCAGUUAGAGAUGUUUACACCUUCCAAAAAGAAAAAGGUGUUAGAAAAGUAUGGUGACAUGCGGGUAACGAUGGGUUGUGAAAUUUUCAGCAUGUGGCAGAACCUAGGAGAACACAAGCUUCAUUUCAUCCCUGCCCUGAUUGGCCCCUUCCUGGAAGUGACCUUGAUACCCCAGCCAGAUCUCCGGAAUGUCAUGAUUCCUAUUUUUCACGAUAUGAUGGACUGGGAGCAGAGGCGAAGUGGCAAUUUUAAACAGGUGGAAGCCAAGCUCAUUGACAAACUGGACAGCCUGAUGUCAGAAGGCAAAGGUGAUGAAACAUACCGUGAGCUCUUCAACAGUAUUCUACUAAAGAAAAUUGAGCGGGAAACAUGGAGGGAGAGUGGUGUUUCAUUAAUCGCCACUGUAACUCGUCUAAUGGAGAGGUUGUUAGAUUACAGGGACUGCAUGAAAAUGGGCGAGGUAGAUGGCAAAAAGAUUGGCUGCACCGUGAGCCUCCUGAACUUCUAUAAGACUGAACUGAACAAGGAAGAGAUGUAUAUACGCUAUAUCCACAAACUCUACGAUCUGCACCUCAAAGCACAGAACUUCACAGAGGCCGCGUAUACUCUGCUGUUAUAUGAUGAGCUGCUGGAAUGGUCUGAUCGGCCCCUCCGGGAGUUCCUGACCUACCCCAUGCAGACAGAAUGGCAGCGCAAGGAGCACCUGCACCUCGCCAUCAUCCAGAACUUUGACAGAGGCAAGUGUUGGGAGAAUGGCAUCAUCUUGUGCCGGAAGAUUGCAGAGCAGUACGAAAGUUAUUAUGAUUAUAGAAACCUGAGCAAGAUGAGGAUGAUGGAAGCCUCUUUGUAUGACAAAAUUAUGGACCAGCAACGUCUUGAACCAGAGUUCUUCAGAGUUGGAUUUUAUGGGAAAAAAUUUCCAUUUUUCUUAAGAAAUAAAGAGUUUGUGUGUCGAGGACAUGACUACGAAAGGCUGGAGGCCUUCCAGCAGAGAAUGCUGAACGAAUUCCCCCACGCCAUCGCCAUGCAGCAUGCCAACCAGCCCGACGAGACCAUCUUCCAGGCAGAAGCUCAGUAUUUGCAGAUAUAUGCUGUGACUCCCAUCCCGGACAGCCAGGAGGUCCUGCAGAGAGAGGGUGUCCCAGACAACAUCAAAAGUUUCUAUAAAGUGAAUCACAUCUGGAAAUUCCGCUACGACAGACCAUUUCACAAAGGCACUAAAGAUAAAGAGAAUGAAUUCAAGAGUCUCUGGGUGGAGAGAACAUCAUUAUACUUGGUGCAAAGUUUACCCGGAAUUUCCCGCUGGUUUGAAGUGGAGAAGCGUGAAGUGGUAGAAAUGAGUCCUCUUGAAAAUGCAACUGAAGUAUUGGAAAAUAAGAAUCAGCAGCUGAAGACUCUGAUUAGUCAGUGUCAGACAAGACAGAUGCAGAAUAUUAAUCCCCUGACCAUGUGCCUGAAUGGAGUUAUAGACGCUGCGGUUAAUGGUGGAGUUUCCAGGUAUCAAGAGGCAUUCUUUGUCAAAGAAUAUAUCUUAAGUCACCCUGAAGAUGGAGAGAAAAUUGCACGGUUAAGAGAGCUGAUGCUUGAGCAGGCACAGAUUUUGGAAUUUGGCUUGGCCGUGCAUGAGAAGUUUGUACCUCAAGAUAUGAGACCACUUCACAAAAAGCUGGUCGACCAGUUCUUUGUGAUGAAGUCCAGCUUAGGAAUACAGGAAUUCUCUGCUUGUAUACAAGCCAGUCCAGUCCAUUUUCCUAAUGGAAGUCCUCGCGUGUGUAGAAACUCAGCACCUGCUUCUAUGAGCCCAGAUGGUACCAGGGUAAUUCCUAGACGCAGCCCAUUAAGUUACCCAGCUGUCAACCGAUAUUCUUCUUCCUCACUGUCCUCACAAGCUUCUGCUGAAGUAAGCAAUAUUACAGGGCAAUCAGAAAGCUCUGAUGAAGUCUUUAACAUGCAGCCAAGUCCGUCUACCUCAAGCUUGAGUUCUACUCACUCUGCAUCGCCUAAUGUGACAAGUUCUGCUCCGUCGAGUGCUAGAGCUUCUCCUUUGUUGUCUGACAAACACAAACAUUCCAGAGAAAACUCCUGCCUGUCCCCGAGAGAGCGGCCAUGCAGUGCCAUCUACCCGACACCUGUGGAACCUUCUCAGAGGCUGCUGUUUAAUCACAUUGGAGACGGGGCCUUGCCACGCAGUGACCCCAAUCUUUCUGCGCCUGAGAAAGCUGUGAAUCCCACCCCUAGCAGCUGGAGCCUGGACAGUGGGAAGGAAGCCAAGAACAUGUCGGACGGUGGGAAACUUAUCUCUCCCCCUGUCCCUCCAAGACCCACACAGACUGCUUCACCAGCAAGACACACGACGUCGGUAUCCCCAUCGCCUGCUGGGCGAUCUCCACUGAAGGGAUCCAUGCAGUCUUUCACCCCCUCUCCGGUGGAGUAUCACUCCCCAGGACUCAUCUCCAACUCUCCCGUCCUGUCCGGCAGCUACAGCAGUGGAAUUUCGUCCCUCAGCCGGUGUAGCACGUCGGAAACCUCAGGCUUUGAAAAUCAGGUGAACGAACAGUCGGUGGCGCCGGGGUCGGGGUCAGGCCACAGCGGGUCUGAAGAGCUGGUGCGCAAGGAGAGCAAGACGCCGCCGCCGUACAGCGUGUACGAGCGGACUCUGCGGCGCCCGGUCCCGCUACCUCACAGCCUGUCCAUCCCCGUCACGGCGGAACCGCCCGCCUUGCCCCCCAAGCCUCUGGCGGCGCGAUCGGGACACCUGGAGAAUGGGACCAGGAGGACGGACCCCGGCCCGCGGCCCAGACCCCUGCCCCGGAAAGUCUCCCAGUUAUAAGAAGUCCCUUUUCUAUUUCCCUGCCAUGAAUUCUCUGCCGUUUACAAGAAAUAAGAGGUAUGGUGAGAAGACAUUUAGUGUAGGCACUUUAAUAACUUACUCAGAUUUGUCCUUAGAUGAAUGGAAUUAAAACUCACUUGUUAAUAGAAUGUUGCACAAUAUUAAAAGUUACUGAUCUCAAACGCCAGGUGUUCCAAGUAUGGCUGAACUUUCAUUACAGCGUUUCUCAUUUGGAAGUGAUAAAUAGUAAUAAAGCCUUCUUUUGUA
Messenger RNA from Mesoplodon densirostris (Blainville's beaked whale), 6427 nucleotides. RefSeq names its product dedicator of cytokinesis 4 (gene DOCK4). Bases 272 to 6160 code for a protein of 1962 amino acids. The transcript has 52 exons. Gene Ontology annotation, molecular function: GTPase activator activity; guanyl-nucleotide exchange factor activity; small GTPase binding. Gene Ontology annotation, biological process: cell chemotaxis; small GTPase-mediated signal transduction. Lineage: Eukaryota; Metazoa; Chordata; Mammalia; Artiodactyla; Ziphiidae. Gene Ontology annotation, cellular component: cytoplasm; plasma membrane. The record is from RefSeq and is a predicted model, not a curated record.